CUGUCAGCCAGCAAAGCAGCCAAACGAGUCCUGUCGGUUGGCCGUCCGCGUUCAGAAGAAGAAUUGCAGUCCCAUCGAGAGGAGACAGACGCGAAAUCGGAACGGAAUUGGAACCGCUCCCCAUCGUCGGUCGUGUGCGUUUGUGUGUGCGCGCGAGAGCGAGAGUCGCGACCACACAGUAGAAGGAAGAAAGCACAAGCAAGCAAGCAAGCAAGCAGGCCAGCAUUAGCUAGUGGAGUUUUGAUAGACGACAGGACUCUGCGACGACGACGACGGCCACGACUGUGUGUCUUUCGGGAUAGGGCUUGUCGGAAGAAAAAUCCACCCGCCCCGUGGGGAAGUUUUGUGGAAAGUGCGAAGUUCGGUUCCGGAAUCUCGGUGGAAAAUCGGAAACGUUGGUUGGAGUUUUGGACUUGUCCUCGAUUGAAGUUUGUUCGGAAUUGAAUGUGACACUGACCAGUGGAGAGGAAAAUUUUCGUGGAAAAUUGAACCAAACCGGGAUUGGGGAGAAAUGGCUUAGUGGGGAUUUUCGGCCAAGGACUAGGCGUGGAUGGAUAACAUUUGAAACGUAUAUCGCGGAGUUCGAGAAAAUUUCGACUGUGACGAACGUGUUGGAAUCAAUAUUGGGCAGGGUAAAGGUUGUCCCUGUGCAAGACCUGGAAGAAAAAUCUGUUUCGAGUUUGAUUGCGGAAUUGUAACAGAGGAUAGUGCUUCGGUUUCCGGAUUACCCUUAAUCCCAGUGUGUUCGUGUUCUGUUUUCCCAACGGGGACAAUGAACAUCGCUCAUAACAAAUCGAACAAUCCCUCGUGAAUCGUUCAUCUACAAAGUCCCUCUUAUCCUAGACUUGUUACAAAACUAUCUCACACCAACCUCCGCACACUCUCCGAAUGCUGUGACCGUAGGUUUGCUAUCGUCAUCCCACGCGAGCCCCCAAGUGAUCCCUACCAUGAUCUACCGGAAAUGGAGCUCCGAUCACAACCGGCAGCGUCAUCGACUUUCUUCGAACCGGCAGCGACAACAACCGGACCGGCAUCAACCGCUGCUGCUUCCGUUGUCGUUGACGGCGUCAGCUCCGGGGCAUCAGUAACGACCUCGACAGCAUUCGCCGGCAGGUCUUGACAGCGGCUGCCCAUAGUCGUCCUACCACCAGACCGUACCGCCGCCCAUAGUCUGGGGGAGUUUCUCGAUAUUUCCUUUCUAGAAAACAACAACUCCUUCGAUACUUAGCUCACCAAAACUUCUGCUUCCAAACGGCACAGUGGACUACAGCUUUGCCGAUGCUCAAUCUAGAUUAAAAAAAAAAAUCGAUCGAUAGUGAAUCCGGAAAACCGUUUUUUAUAGUCAACGUUAUUGUGAAAUUAGUGAUUUGGAAUCCCGGCAACAGAAACAGGAUAAUUUGUUAACGCAAACUCAGAAGAAAAACGAAGGUGAAGUUAGUUUUUAAAAGUGCCGAAAUCGAGAAGAAGAAGAAGCAGAAGCAACAUCUGCAGAAAUCGAGUUUUGAGCUGACCCCAUUUUCUAGUGAACGAAAAGUAGCGACCUAAGCCGAUACAGUUGAGAAUAACCCCAGAAGAAAUAGUAAAACAAGGUGUAAAAAAUAUUCUCGUUAGUGUAACUAGAAGAAUCCAAAGUUGUAACAGAAGAGCAGCUUGAAGAGGAAAUGUUAAACUAGUGAAUACGUAGAAGGAAAAAUCCCAUACUCCCGAAAGUGUGAAAAAUCCACAGCGGCUUAGAGAAAAAUUGUUAACACGUAGCUCGUCGUCGAUGUUUAAAACCAAAAUAGCGUAGAAAACAAAGAAGUGUAUGCAACGGAAGUGACGGAAGAAUACACACAAAGAAAGGUUUCUAGCCCCAAACAGUUGGAUACAAACGUCGAAGGAUACUACCCGUUUUCGACUUAACCCUUCCAGUUCCAGUGAAUAGUGUUGUUGUUGGUUGUUGAUUCUGAUCGAUGCUGCAUGGAAGUACUGCUAUGGAUACCUCAGGACUUCCACUUUUCGUGGGGUUUCUCGAUGUAAACAUUUUCUAGGCGCUGUUGUGUCAACGAUUCGAAAGCGGACGAUAUGGGCACAGCAUGGCCUCAGAAGUAUCAUUCAUCGAGAGGACAUGCCCGCGCCAUUCUAGCACAGAACAAGACCUUCUCGCACGAGGCACUAGCGAAUGCAACGACUCGGCAUACGAUAGCAGAACCCUCUGUGCAGUACCGGCGACCGCCCUCGCCAAAACCUUCGAAAGCGACCGCUACAGCUGCAUUCCCACGUCGAAUUUCGUCAAACAGCGAACACAAUGGCAGCAUCGGUGCGGCCGGUGUGGACCUUCCCGAUGGCCCAGUGGACGACCGGAUCUCAGACGCUCGACUUGCCCAGUCCACCUGCGUCGACUCGGACGCAGCCAGCACCGGCGAAGUGUACCCGGUAGCGGCUCUGCUACCGUCCGAUCUGUGGUGGCUGUUACUCGCAAAGGCAAUCUUUUCUACUCUAAACAUCCCUGGUCAGCACUGUUGGUCAAGACCUCCAUCGGAAGGCUGGCGACUCGACACUGCCGGCGACCAGGAAGGCAUAAAAGCGCUUCAGCGCCGAAGUUAUGCAGCAGCCAAGAUAACAACAACAACAACAACCAUGAAUGCUUCCAAUCAAGUAACACUAAACAGAUUCAUACGUUUAACGGUAACACUUUUGAUAACACGAACUCUAUUGUUAAGAAGACUAGUGCUUGCCACCGCCGCCAUAGUGGCCCUGCUGUCCGACCGGAACCCGACGAACAAGAAGAAACAACCGAACGCUGCCAUAGUAAUCAUCAGUUCAGUACCGCGACGAAGACGAAGUCGCUGCCGUUUGCGAUCGAGCUGGCCACGGCCGUACGACUACUCCAACUGCUGCUGGUCAUCCUCGUGUCGUCAUCCACGUCCGUGCUCAGCGGCAAUGGCAACGGCAACGGCAACGACAGCAGUAGCAAUCAUUUCUCACUCAGUGCCACGUCGGCAACAUUGCGACGACCUAAACGAAGCCGAGAGCUACGGCCUCCAGAAGUGGCUGGUGGUCAACAACAGUCAAAACAGUCAGGUAGCAGUAGCAGUUAUGAAGAUAGUUGCAACGAAGACGGCUCCGGAGAGGAACGGCUGCUCCGACGAGGAAGUUGUCGACGAAGAUCCGAACGUUCAAUGCGGCCGCACGGUACAAACUGUACGGCGAUCACAACCGGCGGUGUUCAGAAAGUGGUUCGACUGUUCCUGCCAGCACUGCUCAUUGUUAACAUGUUCACGUUUCUCCAUGGAGCGUCGGCUGCCGAUUUCAUUGUAGACGCUUCGGUCGGGGUCGCCGUUGCCAGCGCGUACUCAGACUCGCGAACCCGUAUGGUACAGUACUUGGAACCCCUGUCCAGACCUACCAAAGCACCAAAGUGUGACCAAACGUUCGUGUCCCGGAGCGGAGGUCCCUCCAAUGGAACUUUUAGCGCGCCGAUGCUUGCCAACCCGACGAACCACUCGCGCCAGUGUCUGUACAUCUUCCUAGCAGGUCCCGGCCAGCGGGUCGACGUCACCUUCACGUCGUUCAACCUAAGAGGAUCACCGCCGGACGGAUCGGCAGUUGGUGAGCUUCCAGCUUGCGUCCACGAGUACAUGGACGUGUACGCCGAAGUGCAGUCAUCCGACCCGGCCGAACUGAUCAACUCGCCCUUCGGCGGACGCUACUGUGGACCUAUACCGCCACGUCGUCGUAUUUCAUUAUAUCGUGCUAUUGCAUUGUCAUUUUAUACGGAUAAAAACUCGACAACACCUGAUAUAUUCGAGGGUCGAUAUGCCUUUAUUAAUGAAUCUGAAUAUGAGAUUGGUCAGCCAGUAAUUGGGUCGCCAUGUUCCUAUGUAAUUAAUUUUGCUCAGAAACGUACGGGUGCUAUUAUAUCACCAACUUAUCCAGGUGCCUAUCCAAAAGAUAUGUCGUGCACAUAUCAGUUUAUUGGAAAACCGAACCAGCGAGUGCGCAUCGAGUUCCGUGACUUUGACCUGUUCUUCGGCGGACCGCACUGUCCAUUCGACUACGUCCGGGUGUUCGACGGGCAGGACAACACGUCGGCCGUGAUCGGGACGUACUGCGGCCAGCAGCGGAACCUGGUCCUCUACUCGAGCGAGCAGUUUCUGUUCGUGCACUUUUCGACGCUGCAACGAACCGCCAACACGCAGAAUCGUGGUUUUAAGGGAAUUUUUGAAUUUAGUGAAAGUUUUGUUAAAUUAGAUUUUAUUCGAGAAAACGACGGAAUGCACAUACGAGGCUCGGAAUGUGAUCAGAAAAUCUUAUCGAAAAAAGAAUCGACCGGAUACGUAUACUCGCCAAAUUAUCCUUUUCCGUAUAUACCGAAAGUAGUUUGUAGAUAUUUCGUUUACGGUAUGCAAGACGCUCAAAACCUCGAACGGGUGAAGCUUGAGUUUUCGAUUUUCGAAAUUCCGAAAGGCGAGCAGAAGGGCGAUUCCAACUGCACGGACGGCUACCUAAAGGUCUAUCUGAAGGGUCAGGAGGUAGCAGAUGCGUACGAUAAAUUCGAUCACGAACUGUGCGGCAACGAGAUUCCGCACGCGGUCAUCAGCGACGGGCCUCGGUUGGUGAUGGUGUUCAGUUCCGGCGACUUCCAAGGGCGCGGUUUCAAGGCGAAGUACACCUUCGAGACGGAGUACAAGAUACCGGGAACGGCCGCCCCGGACGGUACCUGUAGCUUUACGUAUCGGAGCACUUCCCGCAAGAAGGGCGAGUUCAACAGCCCUCGGUAUCCAUCGAACUACCCGUCGGAGACGAACUGUUCAUAUGUGUUCCUUGCGACCAUGAACGAGCAAGUCACGAUUGUGUUCGACCACUUCAAGGUGAAGGCUGACGGAGCAAAUACGACCUUUGGGGCGUACGGAGCUUCCGUGUGUUUCGAAGACUGGCUGGAGAUGUACGUCAUGUACAGAGACGGAUCGGAUCGGUUCCUGGGAAGGUACUGCAGCCUAACGGCUCCGGGACCGGUGGAAAGCCCUCGUGGAGCGGUGGGCAUCCGGGUGGUGUUGCACACGGAUCAGGAAAACGUAGCCAGUGGUUUCAAGGCACGGUACAUAUUCGAAACUGCCAAAUCGGUGUUCGGUGACUGUGGGGGGAAUUAUUCCGGUGAAGACUCCGGCAUCGUGGCGUCUCCGAACUUUCCCGCAAACUACGAUGCACCCGGCAAGGGAUUGGCUUCCCGUGCCUGCAAUUGGUACAUCACGGCACGGAUAGGGUACAAGAUUAUGCUGUACUUCGAAUACUUCGCCAUCGAGGGAGAACCUGCAACGCGGGGUUGUGCAGCGGCCGUCCUACGCCUGUGGCUGUCACCGGACUCCGAUAUGCCUCCGAUCGAGAUGUGCGGAGAAAAGCCCGCCAUGGAAAACUGGCAAUACGUAACCCAAGGCCAAACCGCACGAAUCAGUUUCACCAGUGCGGACAAGGCCAUUGGUGCACAGGGCUUCCGCAUAGUCUGGACCGAGGUGCAGGAAACUCCCGUCGGGGCAAGUUCUACGCUAUCGCUGCUGUGCGAAUCGACGUACCACUGGCAGUGCCAGAUUUCCGGCUUCUGCCUCUCGGAGCGGUUGCGAUGUGACGGCGUCAAAAACUGCGGCGCCUCGGACAAUAGCGAUGAAAUGCACUGCACCAUCAUCAUUCCCGAGGAGGAUCACGGCGCUCUAAUAAUAAGCUGCAUAGCCGCCGCCUCGUUCCUAAUCUGUCUCCUCUGCACUCUCUGUCAUCGAAAAAGAAAACGCAGACAUCACAGACAGCUGGGGCUGCAUAGGAACGCGGCCCACUACGACUCGACGACCAGCGCGACCGGGAUUAGUUUAGGUUCCAGCAGACGCCACCUGCAGGCCGGUGGCAGCCUUUCCGGCAGUUUGCACGGCAUAAACAAUAGCGAACCGAUGCAGAUCCCGCCGGCACCACUGCCACCCGUUAGUGUACCGCCGCACGUGUGCAUCAACGAUACCCUGCUGGAUCCGGACGACCUGAACGAUGACCUGUUUGUGAACAGCUGCGACCGCUUCGACGAUAACGGCGAGUGUGUAUAGCGGUGAGCGCGACCGACGACGGCGAGGAGGCUACUUUACCAACAUUGCAGCAUCUGCCGAUUCUGUCAGCACCUUUACCGGGGACAAUACUGUUGCUCGUUCUACUACUAUUACCCGUACGACUAUUGCUCCUCGCUGUUAGCUAUGCUGUGCUUCGGCAGCAGUAGCACCGCUAGUACCGCCCGCGCAGACAGUACUCGCCGACUAACUAGCACUUUUAGGAACGACGACGUCAACGAAGGCAACAACUCCCUAGCAAUCCGAAGUCGCCAAAUCAACGGCGACGAAUACGACGAAAACUACUACCAUAACAAUCACCAGCACCAGCACCACUACCACCACCACCAGCAGCAGCAUAACCAUCGGCAAGAACAACAAUACUCGGCUACGGCAGGCACAGCAGUUGACACUUUGAAGAUUAUUUACUAUUAGACGCCAUUGUUCGUGGAAUUUCGUACGGAAACAGCAAAAGCGCACGCACGAUUCUAAUAGGACACUUUUGCUACGUUCGUACCCAGACAGAGAAAGAGCAGAUAAACACAAGGCAUUAACAAUAAUGACACAAGGAUAAAACUAACAUUAGCUAAACUAAAUAUUUUAAUUAAACGUGAACAAAAAAGGUAACAGUAAAUCAAUUUUUUAUCCCAAUUAUGAAUUAACACAAUACUGUCGAGUAAAUAAUUCAUAAACACACACACACAAGCGAUAAAGGAAUAAAAAACAUUACAAGUAUAGUAAACAAAAACACAAAGAAAGAUUUCAUAAAUAAUCGCAAUACAUUAUAUUUUAGUUUAGGUUUUCCAAGGUGCAAACGGAGAAAACGUUACAGAGAAUAGUAGAUCUAUACAUGUAACAUAGUUAUUAAAAUCAUUGAAGUAAACGAAAACGGGAACUGCGUCAACAGAUUGAAAACAGAAACAGGAGUAGGAGAGAGGAAAAGAAAUCCACGAGGGAACGUGGUGAAGUUGUUUUAUGUGUAAAGUUCAUUUUAUAAGGAAACCCUUUUUAAUAAAAGUAAAAAAUCAAUUGAGAAAAACGCGUAAACGAAUAACCAAAAAACAGAACAAAAAAUUAGGAAAUAUUUAAAAAUUACCGUUAUACACUGUCAAACAACACACACGGGCAGGACAGACACGAACACACAUACAAACACAUGACAACAAGUAAAACAACAAACUCUCAUUGAUAUUAGUGAAGAAAAAAAAACAAUCGUAAGUUCGUGAGGACGUAGAGGCACUCAAGUUUAACGGAUACCGAGAAAUAGAGGAAAUCAUUCCACACACAAACAGUGGGGCAUUGAUUUGUAACGUAAGAAAAUAAGGGAAAAGUUGUUUUUUAUAUAUUUGUACGAAGUAGUUAUUAGCCAUUGAUACACAAAA
Molecule: messenger RNA, 7444 nt
Organism: Aedes albopictus (Asian tiger mosquito)
Lineage: Eukaryota; Metazoa; Arthropoda; Insecta; Diptera; Culicidae
Product: cubilin
Exons: 17
Coding region: 2076-6065 (1329 amino acids)
Cellular component (GO): plasma membrane
Molecular function (GO): protein binding
Source: RefSeq, a predicted model, not a curated record